Molecule: messenger RNA, 4407 nt
Organism: Melanaphis sacchari
Lineage: Eukaryota; Metazoa; Arthropoda; Insecta; Hemiptera; Aphididae
Gene: Toll-6
Product: toll-like receptor 6
Exons: 2
Coding region: 524-4312 (1262 amino acids)
Biological process (GO): signal transduction
Molecular function (GO): protein binding
Source: RefSeq, a predicted model, not a curated record
CACACCGGCCCGGAGGCAGUCGUAAACGAGCAUGUACCGUCCGACACGAUCAGUCCGCGUUCGCGCACCGCAUCGAACAGUUCGUCGCCGUCGCGCCAUGUACACGGCGUCCUCGCUACUGCUACCGUCGCAGCAGUCGUCGUCGUCGUCGUCGAAACCGAAAUUAUUUUAUAACAGCCGAAAAAACGUUUCCGCCGUUGGAUCGCCACUGCUCUGACACACAACUGCACAAACGUUUUAACGACAAUAAUAACUAUUAAAAAUACGCCGCUUCUGUCGUGAAGGUUUUUUUUUUUUUUCCGCGCGAUUUAUUUAUCGGUACUCUUGCUCGUCGCGGUCAAGUGUUAAUAUUAUUAUUUUUUCCGAUUUAUUUAUUAUUUUUUUUUUAUUACUAUUAUUAUUAUUACUUUUAUUCUAUUCUCUCGUUGUCUUGACAUGGUCGUCGGCCCCGCGCAGGCCAUUUUCUAGCGCAUGCAUUCGGUCGACGAGUGACCACCGCUGCCGCCCCGCCGACGCCGCGAGUAUGCGCCUGUUCUUCGCUAUUCUCAUAGCCAUACCGAUGUGGCAGUCGGUGUGCGGACAAUACCACCACAGCAACGUGUCGUCCGGUCCGCAGUUCAACUAUGACGCGCCAGAGGACUGCGCGUGGAAGGUCCGCGACGGUCACGGCGACGAGGUGCUGCUGGCGUGCACGCUCCGGACCAUCAACAGCGAGAUGGACACCACGAAUUUCUCGGCCAUCCCGUCUGAGCACACCGUCUCGUUGCUCAUAUCGUGUGAUCCCGAAGUCAAGGCUCUUAGUUCGAUGGAGAACCAGAGUUUUGCCCAUCUCGUGCGACUCCGCGAGCUCGAGCUGGACGCGUGCAAGCUGGCCCGAUGGCCGGCCGCCACGCUAGCGGGUCUCACAGACCUGCGAAACCUGACCGUCAGGACGGGUAUGUCCGAUUGGCCGAACACCGACAUGACCAUCGAAAUAGCGACCGGCAGUUUCGCGCAUGCCAGCCGCCUGGAACGGUUGGAUCUGAGUACUAACAACAUGGUCGCGCUGCCCGAGAACGCGUUCUGUCAUUUACCCAACUUGGUGCUCAUAAACCUGAGCAGGAACCGCAUACAGGACGUAGCUGACUUGGGCUUCGGGGAACGCGCGCCACCGCCACCGCCACAGCCGCUUAUCAGCGGCCGUGAUGAAGUGUACGAGGCAAACACGUACAUGAGGAAGCCCGCGUCCGGUCAGUGUCCACUAGAUGUCCAGUUCGUUGACAUAUCGUGGAACCGCAUUACCGUAAUGCCGUCAAAUGGUUUCAGCUCAUUACGUCGGCUCACUGAGCUACGACUUGCCGGCAACGAGAUAUCAGUAGUCAACGAUAAGCCGCUAGGCGGUCUUACAGGUCUAGAAUUUCUCGACUUAUCUUGUAACAAUAUCGUCUCGUUGCCCAUCGACAUGUUCAAGGACGUAGCUUAUAGUAUUAAACAAAUCUAUUUGCAAGAUAACUCGAUCGGUACUUUGUCUCCGGGUCUAUUUGUCAACCUGUACCAGCUGACUUCGCUGGAUCUUUCAUCUAAUCAGCUUACAAGCACUUGGAUAGACGCCAGCACGUUUACAGGACUUAUUAGACUAGUUGCGUUGAACUUGUCUAAUAAUAAAAUAUCCAAACUCGACCCAACAAUAUUCCACGACCUGUACACACUACAGAUAUUAAAUUUGGGUGGUAAUCAAAUCGAUUCGAUUCCAAACGAUGCAUUCAUACCACUUCGAAAUCUCGACACGUUAGUGCUGUCUAAUAACAAAAUUGUCGAUAUCAGUCCAUUGGCUCUAAACGGCCUUUACGCUCUGACUUUACUCUCGUUGGAUGGUAAUAAACUAACAGACGUGCACGAGGACUGCUUCAAAAAUUGCACAACAUUGCGUGAAUUAAACCUCAGUGGGAAUGUUUUGAAGACUAUUCCAUUGGCUUUGAGAGAAAUGAGAAUGUUGAAGAACGUAGACCUGGGAGAGAAUCAAAUAGAUUUUAUAGACCCAGAUUCGUUUUACGGCAUGUCAAAUUUAAAUGGUCUAAGAUUGAUGGGAAACCGACUACGCAAUUUAACGUCUAAUCUAUUUGAUAAUUUGGUUUCACUACAAAUAUUGAGCGUUGCACACAAUCAAAUUGACUAUGUGACUGCGGACGCAUUUGAAAACAUUUCAAAUAUAGAAGCUAUCAGAUUGGACGGAAAUCGUCUAUCGACAAUUGAGCAUAUAGUUCGCAACGUGUCAAGUCUGAAGUGGUUAAAUGUAUCUGAUAACGUCUUAAAUGAUUUUGAUUAUGGCAUGUUACCGGAAAAUCUCGAAUGGUUGGCUAUGCACAAAAACUACUUGACCGAGUUGUCCAACAAAAAUGGUGUCACUAUCAAAAUCCGUCAGCUGGACGUGAGGUACAACUACUUGACGUACAUCAGUCCAGCCUCAAUACCCGACAGUGUAGAAAUACUAUUGAUGAACGACAACCAGAUUAUGACCGUGGAGACAGGGACGUUCUUAAAAAAGACCAACAUCACUCGGGCUGACAUGUAUGCAAAUCACAUUGGCCAAUUGGAUAUCAACGCACUGCGUCUUGCACCCGUCCACUCGGACAAACCACUACCAGAGUUCUACAUCAGCGGCAAUCCGUUUCAGUGUGAUUGUAAAAUGGAGUGGCUGCAACGUAUCAACCUGCUGGCUGGGCUACGCCAAUAUCCGAUGGUGAUGGAUUUAUCGUCAAUUUAUUGCAAGCUGCUGUACAAUCGAGAGAACAAGUACGUACCAUUGGCCGACAUUAACCAAGCGCAAUUUGUGUGCACGUAUAAGACUCACUGUUUCGCCGUGUGCCAGUGUUGUGAGUUUGACGCUUGUGACUGCGAGAUGACAUGCCCGGCAAACUGUACAUGCUACCACGACCAACCGUGGUCGUCCAAUAUCGUUGACUGUUACUCAUCCAAUUACACCCAGCUUCCUGCUAAAAUUCCUAUGGAUGCCACAGAGGUAUAUCUAGAUGGAAAUCUGUUCACGCACUUAUCCAGCCAUGCCCUAUUAGGCCGCAAGAACCUACGUAUACUGUUUGCCAAUAACUCGGGCAUUCAAUCUGUACGCAACGACACAUUUACGGGGCUUAAGCGACUGGCCGUAUUGCACCUAGAGGACAAUAAGAUCGAGAGGUUCGAUGGAUCCGAAUUCAACACUGUUGAAAACCUUCGAGAACUGUAUCUACAGCACAAUGCUAUCAGUUACAUCAGCAACAUGACAUUUGAACCGUUAAAAAGCUUGCAAGUGCUGAGACUCGAUCACAACAGGCUGUACGACUACGACUCUUGGAUAUUGUCAACCAAUUUACGCCUGACCGAGCUGUACCUUUCCAACAAUCCAUGGUCGUGUGACUGUGAAUUUGUCCAGUCGUUCCGACGGUACAUUAUGGUAUCCGGUAACAGGGUCGUGGAUUCGUCCGCCGUCACGUGCCAUUCUGACGGCAACAGGGAUGUAAGUAUUCGGGACCAAAAUGCCACUGAAUGUAGUUCGUUUUUUGGUUCAAUCGUAGAAAACCGAAUCGUCAGAGACGUAUUACCUACGGUAUUAACGGCUGUGUGUAUAAUUUUAGCUCUGGUGCUAAUCUUGUACCUUGUAGUCGUGUACAGAGAAGAGUGUCGCGCUUGGGUGUACUAUAAAUGCGGAUUCAGAAUUUGUCAUAAAACCGUACCAUUCGAAGAUGACAGGAUGUUUGAUGCGUACAUCACGUACAGUCUGAAAGAUGAUGGUUUCGUUGCUCAGAUGCUAGCACCCGGGCUAGAACAGGGCAAUCCUAGGUACAGGGUAGGCCUACAUUAUCGGGAUUUUAAUGUCAGCUCAUUUGUCGCCGAUACUAUCGUGGAAGCUAUCGAGUCAUCCAAGAGGACGAUUCUAGUUGUUUCUAAAAAUUUUGUGGAAUCUGAAUGGUGUCGAUUUGAAUUUAAAUCAGCACUGCACGAGGGUCUUAAGGAUAAAAAGGGACGGCUCAUCAUUGUCACCCUUGGCGAAAUUCAGCCAAAGGACGUCGAUCCAGAACUCAGAGUUUACAUGAAAAAUUCUAUUCAAGUAAAUUGGGGUGAUCGAAUGUUCUGGGAAAAAUUAAAGUUUGCUAUGCCAGAUGUUAGCAAGUGUCAAAGUUUAAUGUCCCGAUCCAGAAAUGGUGUAAACAUCUAUGCGACGCCAUUGAGGACGUCCUAUUCAUUUGCUAGCCAGCCACCUAGGACUGCUUCAGUACAAUCUAGCAAGUAUUAUUUGUCACCAGCGUACGUGGAUUCUUCGCAGCAUCUUUGGGCGUGAUUUUCCAAAAGUGUUUAUGCAAUGUCAAUGAAGAGGCCGCUCAAAACCAAAAAUUAAAAAUAAAUCUUUUGAACACGAUCCUUUUAAUAUAUAUA